Molecule: messenger RNA, 1827 nt
Organism: Amaranthus tricolor (Joseph's coat)
Lineage: Eukaryota; Viridiplantae; Streptophyta; Magnoliopsida; Caryophyllales; Amaranthaceae
Exons: 1
Coding region: 1-1827 (608 amino acids)
Source: RefSeq, a predicted model, not a curated record
AUGAGUGCUAAUACAUCUAUGCCAGUCAAUGCUAUGGCUACCUCUAGCCAAGGUGGAGUUGCUUGUGAUUAUUGCGGUGUGCAUGGUCAUUCUCUAAUGGAGUGUUCUGUUAAUCCCAAUGGAGCUAUGGGAGUGCCAGAGCAAGUCAAUGCUUUUCAAGCUUGUCCUCCUUUCAACAACAAUAGCUACUAUCCUGGAAUUCCGAAUCAUCCUAACUUGUCAUAUCGGAGCAACAAUGUGCUAAAUCCUCAACAGCAACACUUUCCACCACAAGCACCACAACAACAAUAUGGGCAACAUCAGCAAUAUCAGCCCAAUCAAGGAUCACCCGGUUUCCAAAGACCUCCUCAAGGCCAUCAACAACAGCAAUUUAAGAACCAACAACCCCAAUCCGAAUUGGGGGAGUUGAAAACCAUGAUGGCUCAAAUGGCCAAACAACUUGAGCAACUCGGUACUCACAAUAAAAUGCUUGAAACUCAAGUCGCUCAAUUAGCUGCAUCUAGCUCCUCUAGACAAGCAGGAGCAUUGCCCGGCCAACCUACUCAACCACAUGGCAAGGAGACCGCCAAUGCAAUCACUACAAGGAGCGGGUUGAGUUAUGAUGAGCCACCCAUGCCUCACAAUGGAGAGUCAAAUUCGAAAGAUGUGGGCAUUUCUGAAGCGAUUACUGAUGAAGCAUCUUCUGAGGCAGUGCACGAGAAGGAGAAAGCGAAAGAAGAGGCAUUGCAAGUGCCUCCCAUCACACUUCCUUUUCCCAACCGCCAAGUGAAGAGCAAGCUUGACAAGCAGUUCGUUAAGUUCUUGGAGGUGGUUAAGAAUUUGCAGGUAACAGUUCCUUUUACUGAAUUAAUCACACAAGUGCCUGCUUAUGCUAAAUUCAUGAAGGACAUAUUGACUAGGAAAAGAGCUUUUAGUGAUGUGGAAACAGUUGCUUUUACUGAACAAUGUAGUGCUUUGCUACAAAAUAAAUCCCCUCCAAAACUGAAAGAUCCUGGUAGUUUCUCCAUCCCUUGUCACAUUGGAAAACUGUUUAUUGAUAAAGCUUUAUGUGAUUUAGGAGCUAGUGUUAGUGUGAUGCCUUUUUCUGUCUGUUCUAAACUGAAAAUGGGUGAUCUAAAAGUUACUAAUAUUACUCUACAAAUGGCCGACCGUUCUGUUAAAUAUCCUUUGGGUAUUUUGGAGGAUGUCCCUGUUAGGGUAGGUAAGUUUUAUAUCCCUGUUGAUUUUAUUGUUCUUGAUAUGGAGGAAGAUCAACAAAUUCCUAUUAUUUUAGGAAGACCUUUCCUUCAUACGGCAGGAGCAGUAAUUGAUGUGAAAAAUGGUAGACUUACACUUUCUGUAGGGGAUGACAAUGUAACUUUCAACUUGAGCAAUGCUUUGAAAGGUCCCAUGCUUGAGGAAAAAUGCUAUGUUAUUGAUGUAGUUGAUGUGAUUUGUCAUGAUAACUUGCCCCUAACUCUUAUGAAAGAUCCUUUGGAGGUCGUUCUUUGUCUUGAAUCUUCUACAGGUGAUGCUAGCAUUUGGAAGACUGAAAUUGAUGCUGUUGAACAAGCUCUUUGUAAUGAAGAGCUUAGUCACAGCAAGAGUAAGAGAGUGCAGAGGUUAGUUCGGCUUAUAUGCAAGGUAGAGGUAAAGAAGCCCGAACUAAAACCUCUCCCUUUCCAUCUUAAGUAUGUUUUUCUUGAUGAGCAAGAGCUCCAUCCUGUUAUCGUCAGCACUACACUCAAUGAUGCCCAACUUUCCCAACUUUUGGAUGUUCUGAAAACUCAUAAGAAGGCCAUUGGGUAUAGUGUUGAUGAUUUGAAAGGUAUAAGUCCCGACUUUUGA